AUGUCAGAAGGAAUUGGUUGUUUGUUGGGGGGAAAAGGAGAAGAUGAAAUUUUUGAGGAAGAUGAAGUCAUGUUGAUUGGUGAUGAUAAAAUGGGUGACAAUGAAGGUAAUAUGGUUGUGGAUUAUGUAGAGGGGAGUGGGGAAAGUGGAGGAUAUCGCACUCUAGAUGAGAAGGAGUGCAAGUCUAUGGUGAACAUGGACUGUGUUAGCGUGGACCCUCCUGAAGUGGGUAUGAUUUUUGAUACGUGGCAAGAAGCGGAUAUGUAUUACAAUGCGUAUGGCAAGCAGCAAGGGUUUGGGGUGGUGCUUGCUCAAAGUGCUUAUAAGGUUGUGGGAGGAGUUAAGGUUAAACGUGCUACAACAUGGAAAUGCGGCUGUUAUGGUAAACCAAAUACAAGGAAUAAAGUUGGUGGGAAAAGAGUGGCAAGGGAGUUAGAAGGGGAACCCGUAGCAAUGAAGAAGUCUAAAAAAUGUGGGUGUCUUGCAAAGGUAUAUGUUGGGUUGUUGGAUAAUGGGAAAUGGGAGUUGAAGAAGGUGGAGUUGAAGCAUAGGAACCAUAAUCCAACCCCUUCCAAAGCAUUGCUAGUUCUAAAGUAUAGGUUGGUAGAGUUAGAGAGGAUGCCCUAUGUUAGGAAAAAGUUUAAAUUUGCUAAUGAUGUUGGGAUCAGCACUUCAACUAUGCAUAACCUGAUAGCUAGAGAGAGGAAUGGCCUAGAGAAUAUGCGUUUCACUAAGAAGGACUUGCAUAACUUAAGGGCGAGGGAGAAGAAGCUGAAAUUCAAAGAUGGAGAUGCGAAUGCAAUGAUGAAUGAUUUUCAGAUGAUGCAGAAGAACAACAAGAAUUUCUAUCACAUGCAGCAGUUGGAUAAGAACGGUGUACUACAUGAUGUGUAG
This is a messenger RNA of Chenopodium quinoa (quinoa), 894 nucleotides long. RefSeq names its product protein FAR1-RELATED SEQUENCE 8-like. The record is from RefSeq and is a predicted model, not a curated record. Lineage: Eukaryota; Viridiplantae; Streptophyta; Magnoliopsida; Caryophyllales; Amaranthaceae. The transcript has a single exon. Bases 1 to 894 code for a protein of 297 amino acids.